AUGAUCUCGUCAUUACCAGAACUAUAUUUCCACAAAAGGACAUUCACAAAAACACUUGGACCUCUCCAAAUAAAAAACAAUAAUGAAAUUGUUCACACACUCUUCAAAUGUAAAUGCCGCUCAUCAAUAGAAGACACCCGGGUCAUGAGAGGCGCUGAUGUUGCAAGUGGUCAUCAGCUUGUAAGAUCACAAGUGAAGUUGAAACUUCGAAAACACCUGUACAAGACACAGACUAACUCAAGAACAAAAUAUGACACUUGCAAACUACAAAAUCAAACAAUCAAAAGCAAGUUCAUUAUGGAGAUGAAGAAUAAAUUUACUUUGAGUGGGGCGAUUCCAGAAGAUAUUGGCAUAGAAGGGAAAUGGAAAAACUUCGAUAAAGCAUUCAACCAGACAGCCGAAGAAGUACUUGGUGUAAAGAAAAAGAAUCAAAAACUGUGGAUAGGACCAGACUCUUGGAAAAAGGUUGUAGAGACAAAACACCUCAAAAUUAAAAUUGAGAAUGCCAAGUCCAUCAGAAUUAAACAGCAUAUUCAAAAGGAAUACAAAUCCAAAGACAGAGAUGUCAAAUUAAGUAUAAGAUCAGACAAGCGUAAAUGGGUGGAGAACUUGGCAAACUAUGCUGAAAGAGCAGUUAAGAAUGGUCAAAUGAAAACACUAUACGAAAUAACCAGAACGAUAUGUAAAGAAAAACCGCGUCAAGCAUCAGGUGUUAUCAAGAAGAAACAGGGUAAAAUCAUAACAGAUGACAAGGGGGGAAAAGACAAGAUGGAAAGAACAUUUUGA
Messenger RNA from Octopus sinensis (East Asian common octopus), 786 nucleotides. RefSeq lists its product as uncharacterized. Bases 1 to 786 code for a protein of 261 amino acids. The record is from RefSeq and is a predicted model, not a curated record. The transcript has a single exon. Lineage: Eukaryota; Metazoa; Mollusca; Cephalopoda; Octopoda; Octopodidae.